Messenger RNA from Dracunculus medinensis (Guinea worm), 927 nucleotides. The record is from the annotation of a GenBank genome assembly. NCBI's taxonomy places the organism in Eukaryota, Metazoa, Nematoda, Chromadorea, Rhabditida, Dracunculidae.
AUGAUUUGUGGUUCAUCACCUCCUCAAUUGAUAAACAAUAAUCGUAUGGGAAUGUCGUUUGGUAUUCAUAGUUUACUUGGUCUAACAACUUCAGCUCGAGAUAUGCUACAACCUUCAUAUAUUUCACCAAAUGCUCAACAAUAUUAUCCUCCAACUCAGGCUACAACAUUUUUUCAUCCCAAUCCAUCAAAUUUAUUCACAAUGGAUAUGGCACAAACACAUUUUGAUCGAACCAUCGCAACAACAUGUCAUCAUGAAGUUAACAAUCAAGCACGAUUGGAUUAUCUGACAGGAACUAAUACUAGCACAUUGUUGAUGAAUAUUGAAGGAUGUGGUGAAGGAGAAGAAGGAACGAUAGCACUAAAUGCAGGAAUAAAUAUAGGCGGAGGAAAUUCAAAUUCACAAAAAAUUAGCCAUAAUAGAUACAAAAAGCGACGUCAACGAACAAUAUUUACUCAGACACAAAUCGAUGAACUAGAAAAAGCAUUCCAGGAAGCUCAUUAUCCAGAUAUGUAUGCAAGAGAAGCGCUAUCAAUCAAGACCUCUAUUGCUGAGGAUCGAAUACAAGUAUGGUUUCAAAAUAGGAGAGCGAAAUGGAGAAGAACUGAAAAGACUUGGGGAAAGAGCACUAUAAUGGCUGAAUAUGGCUUAUACGGUGCCAUGGUACGACAUUCGUUACCUCUUCCAGAGACAAUUACUAAGACAUCAGAUAAUCCUACUGAAUGUGCUGCACCAUGGCUAUUGGGAAUGCAUAAGAAAAGCUUGGAAGCAGCUGCACAUCUAGAAAAUGGUGAAAUUGAUAAAGAUUCAAACGAUGAGGAUGAUGUUGUUCCACAAGAAAUUCCGACUACAACCAGUGAUAAUAAUGAUAAUAGCAAUGAUGAUGACGAUAAAGUUUGUUUAUAUCAAUAUAAUAAUAUUUUUUAA